Messenger RNA from Daphnia pulicaria, 1243 nucleotides. Its product is annotated as annexin A4-like. NCBI's taxonomy places the organism in Eukaryota, Metazoa, Arthropoda, Branchiopoda, Diplostraca, Daphniidae. Gene Ontology annotation, cellular component: cytoplasm. Bases 40 to 1038 code for a protein of 332 amino acids. The record is from RefSeq and is a predicted model, not a curated record. The transcript has 8 exons. Gene Ontology annotation, molecular function: calcium ion binding; calcium-dependent phospholipid binding.
AGGUAGCCGUUACAGGAUUUUCCCCGCCCAACUCCAGUCAUGAGGAUUUUACUCAUUUCCUUCAUUUUGUCGUCUGCUGGGAUUGUCUUCGGUCAAGAUUUACCCACUUUAGUGCCGGUUGACCCCUUCGAUCCAAAUGGAGACGCCGCUCGACUAUUCGACGCCAUCGACGGAUGGGGAACCGACGAGGAUAAGAUCGUCAGCGUCCUUUGCUAUCGAGUUGCAUCCCAACGUGACGCAAUCACGACUAUUUACAACAGUCAACAUGGUAGUUUAGCUGACGAUCUCAAGUCUGAUUUGUCCGGAAGCUUUCAGACUCUAGCGAUCAUGCUCACGCACAGUAUGGUCAAAUUUUUGUCCAUCGAAUUGUACGAGACAAUGGCUCGGUCAGGAACGGACGAGACUUCGCUAACUGAAAUCGUUAUGAGUCGGUCUAAUGCGGAGCUGGCGGAAGUCAGAUCGUUUUACGUCGAUUUUUAUGGCCAUUCGCUUGUGUCAGAUAUCGAGAGCGAUACAUGCUGCGCCUAUCAACAGCUUAUUAUUCAAAUGGCAGAGGGGCAAAGGGACGAAAGCAACGUAGUGAACAUGACAUUAGUUCAAGAAGAUGUUGUGGCUUUGUACGAAGCAGGCCCGGCGAUAGAAGAAACCGACGAGGUUGUUUACGUCAACAUUUUUUCCCUGCGCAACUUUGUCCACCUCAACGAAGUCGCCAUUCUUUACGAGGCCACUUACGAAACUUCACUUACCACCGUUGUGACAACCGAGUUCACCGGAAAGGAAAUUGCAAAUGCGCUCGUCUCCAUUUUGCAAUAUAGUCGAGACAAGGCCAGGUACUUUUCUGAGAAAUUUCACGCAUCUAUUGCGGGGGCAGGAACCGCCGACCGCGAUCUGAUGCGACUCACAGUCAGUCGCUGCGAGACCGAUCUCGGAAACAUUAAAAGUGCUUACCAGACCGUUUAUGGUGAAUCACUCAGUAACGCUGUAUCUAAAGAUACGUCUGGGUCCUACCGCACAGCUUUACUGGCCUUGAUAGGCUAAAAGACACGCCCGCGCCCAUGGCCAAAUUAUUUGUCCCAAGGAAAUUGGUUUCACUUCGCUUGAUCCCUUGAUGUAGUUAACUUUAUGGCAAUAUCCCUUGUUUUAGAAAGGCAUAAGUAUAUCCAUUCCUCAUAACCUGUACUGCACCUAGUUAUGUGGGUUGGAAUCGUCCAAGUACAGAGAAAAAUAAAACGAAAAAACAAAA